Molecule: messenger RNA, 1647 nt
Organism: Nematolebias whitei (Rio pearlfish)
Lineage: Eukaryota; Metazoa; Chordata; Actinopteri; Cyprinodontiformes; Rivulidae
Product: tetratricopeptide repeat protein 39A
Exons: 17
Coding region: 1-1647 (548 amino acids)
Molecular function (GO): protein binding
Source: RefSeq, a predicted model, not a curated record
AUGACCCUGAAGGAGAGCCUGGACGAGUGCAUGGAGGCCUUGGACCUCUUCCUCAACAACCGCUUCAGCGAGAGUCUGGAGAAGCUGCGGCCGAGAGUCAACGAGAGUAUGUACCACGCUCUGAUCUACGCCACCAUGCUGGAAAUGCAGGCCAUGAUGACUUUUCAGCACGAUGACAUCAGCAAUGCAGGAAACACCAUGAAGAGUGCCCAGGAGGUCUGUCAGAGGUUUCGUCGGAAAUCUGCAGGUUUAGCCAACAAGUCGGUGGGGGAGUCGCUCUCUGAAGAGCAGCUUCAUGCAGAAGUGUGUUUUGCAGAGUGUCAACUCCAAAGAGCUGCUCUCACUUUCCUACAGGAUGAAAGUAUGGUGAGUUUUAUCAAAGGAGGGAUAAAAGUACGAAACAGUUACCUCAUUUACAAAGAUCUGCAUAACUUCAUCAAAUCUCACAACUUCAUCCAAGGACAGAGCCACAAUCACUUAGAAGGAGGUAUAUCGUUUGGAGUGGGAGCGUUUAACCUGACACUAUCGUUAUUUCCUCCGCGGAUACUUAAAAUGUUGGAGUUUGCAGGCUUUUCAGGAGACAAGGAGUAUGGUCUGUCUCUCCUGUGUGGUGCUGCGACAGGGAUGAACUUGCGCUCCAUGUUGUGUGUUCUGCUGCUGCUCUGCUACCAUACCUUCCUCACAGUCAUACUUGGAACUGGGGAAGGUGAGGUAGCUGAGGCUGAAAGACUGCUAAAACCUUUCCGGCUUCGAUACCCGAAGGGUGCAAUAUUUCUUUUCUUUGCUGGCAGAACUGAGGAGAUCAAAGGAAACAUUGAUGAGGCGGUGGCCUUGUUUGAAGACGGCUGCAAGGCCCAGCAGACGUGGAAGCAGUUUCACCACAUGUGCUACUGGGAGCUGAUGUGGUGCUUUACCUUUAAGCGUGCGUGGAAGAUGGCGUACUUCUAUGCAGACCUACUGAGCCAAGAGAGCCGUUGGUCCAAGGCCAUGUAUGUGUACAUGAAAGCUGCUUACCUCAGCAUGCUGCCUAAAGACGAAGCCAGACCUUUUGGGGAGGAUGAGGUAGAGCUCUUUAGACAAGUACCAACCCUCAAGCAGAAGAUCGCAGGGAAGUCACCUCCCACAGAGAAGUUUGCAAUUCGUAAAGCCAGACGCUACAAAGCUCCUCAGCUGAUCAGGUUGCCAGUUCCAGCACUGGAGAUGAUGUACAUGUGGAACGGUUUUAGUAUGAUGUGCAAACAGCCGGAGCUCACCGAGGGCAUGAUGCAGACUUUGGUGGAGGCAGAGCGCACUCUACUGGAGUCUCCUGAAAAUGAGUAUACAGUGGAUGACCGCUGUUUGAUCCAUAUGCUGAAGGGGCUGUGCUUCAAGAACCAAGGGAUCCUCCAGGCUGCCGAGGAGUGUUUCAUCAAAGUGUGUUCAAGUGAGAAGAAGAUUAAGUUCGACCACUAUCUGGUGCCAAACUCUCUGGUGGAGCUCAGUCUGCUUUACAUCGACCAAGGCAGAAGAGACGAGGCCAUUAAAAUACUGCGUAAAGCCAAGCACAACUAUAAAAACUACUCGAUGGAGUCGCGAACCCAGUUCAGGGUUCACGCUGCUCUGGCCAAACUCAAGGCGGACCCUGGAGAGGAGGACACCCAUCUGUGA